GCGUGCGUGCGUGCGUGCGUAUGUGAUCAAGGGGGUCCACUGCCCCAGUUCCACAGGAGAAAUAUGUCACGUCAUUUUACUCAUCAGAGUAUAGAUCCCCGGAUGGACGGAGGCAAGGAGAAGAACCCGGACACAAAAGGGGAAGGAAGGGGCGUACAGCCAAAAGUGGAGUGAAGUUGAUGUAGUUGUUGUGUGCACGCAUGUGUGUCACAGGGUUAAGGGUACUUGAGGCUGCUGCGGUGUGUGUGUGUGCGCAGGUGCAUGUGUGUGUCCAUGCAUGUGUGUGUGUGUGUGUGUGUGUGUCAGGGGGUGGAGAGUGCUUCAGGGUGCUGUGGGGUGUGUUGGCCUCUUAAGCCUCUGGCCCUUCGCUGCUCUGGAGAUUUCAGUGGAUUUCUGCUUCAGAUUAAAGCAGACCAAAACAACUCCACAGGAAAACAAUUCCGGAGCUGGACGGAACACACAGAACAGUGUUCAGCCCUUUGGACCGCUGGGUUUCUGACUGACGACACACCAUCCCACACACGGCAGAACAUGGCUCACUAAACAACGAAGGCCUAUUGGAUAGCGAAAGGUGUUGAGGCAGAGUUGGCGCAAAGAGAAGAGCGUAAAGCUAUAAGGAGAGGACGACAACGGAGCAAGGCGUUGAGAAGGGGAACGGGAGAGAGCAGGAAAGUUGUGGAGAGGAAGGAAAGAAGGAGUGUGUCCACUCUUCUCCUGGUUGUCCCGUCAGUGGAGGUCUAGCCUUGACUCCGGUAUCUCUAGUUUUCUCCAGAACAAGCCAAUUGUCAAACGGGAAUACGGUGUCAGUGUCUCGUCUGGUACCGCGAGUCUCGUAGGUUGCUACCUCUCUGGGCUGGACGGACAUUGACAGCAGCCUCCUGUAGUGUGUUGACCAAUCAGCUGGUUGGGGAUAUCUCUCUCUCUGAGCUGCUGGGAGUACAGGUGUAUACCGAAAGUCUCUGGUUGUGGUUCCAGUGGUUAGUCAUGGAGGACUCUGGUUCCUCCAUCACCUCCAGCAUGGCCUCUCGCUGGACACUGCCUGGCUCACACACAGUGUCCCCGGCGGCGGAGAGGCUGCGCUACAUCCUGGGUGAAGAUGACGACAUGCCGACGCCCACUCUGUUUACGGAGAUGGACACGCUGCAGCACGAUGGAGACGAGAUGGAGUGGAAAGAGUCUGCUAGGUGGGUGAAGUUUGAGGAGAAGGUGGAGGAGGGAGGAGAGAGGUGGAGUAAGCCCCAUGUGUCCACCCUGACCCUCCACAGUCUGUUUGAGCUGAGGACCUGCAUCCAGACUGGCAGUGUACUGCUGGAUCUGGAGGGAUACUCCCUGCCACAGAUAGUGGAUGACAUCGUGGACCGCCAGGUGGCAGACGGUCUGAUUGGUCCAGAACUGAGGGAGAAGGUCAGCUUUGUGUUGCUACGGAAACAUCGCCACCAGCAUAAGAAACCCAUCCACCUCUCGCUAGCCGACAUGGGCAAAUCAAACAAUUCCCCCACCAGCCGUAGUCCCCAGUCUGUUCAUAAUGUCAGUCGUAGUAACGUCAGUCGCUUUCCUAGUACAGCCUCUGGCCUCCAUCACUCCACAGAGGACUUACGAGCCAAGUCAGGCAGCCUUGGCCGCCUGCAUCCCGCGCAAAGCCGAAGCAUGAACGACAUUUCAGACAAGCCAAGCACAGACCAGAUGAAAAACAAGUUCAUGAAGAAGAUACCUCGUGAUGCAGAGGCGUCCAACGUUCUGAUUGGAGAGGUGGACUUCCUGGAUAAACCAUUUGUAGCUUUCGUACGUCUGGCCCAGGCUACCACACUGGGAGGCCUGACCGAGGUCCCCGUACCUACCAGGUUUCUGUUUGUCUUGCUGGGUCCUCAUGGCAAAGGCAAGUCCUACAACGAGAUUGGCCGAGCUAUCGCCACGCUCAUGGUGGAUGACUUGUUCAGUGACGUUGCGUAUAAAGCCCGGGACCGGGACGACCUGAUCGCAGGGAUUGAUGAGUUUCUGGAUGAGGUCAUCGUUCUGCCCCCAGGGGAGUGGGACCCCAAAAUACGCAUUGAGCCCCCCAAGAAGGUCCCCUCUGCUGACAUGAGGAAGUCUGUGCUGAACCUGAAUGAGCUAGGCCAGGUGAACGGGACCGGGACAGCUGGGGGGCCAGGAGGAGGAGAGGACGAGGAGAUGCCCAUCCCCCACGAACUGGGAGAGGAACUGCAAUUCACUGGCAGGUUCUGUGGAGGCCUGUGGCUGGACAUUAAGAGGAAGGUUCCGUGGAUCCUUAGUGAUUUCUCCCAGGGCUUUCACAUCCAGUCCAUCUCUGCUGUUCUGUUCAUCUACCUGGGCUGCAUCACCAACGCCAUCACCUUCGGAGGCCUGCUGGGAGACGCCACUGACAACUACCAGGGUGUCAUGGAGAGUUUCCUGGGUACAGCGUUAGCAGGGACAGUGUUCUGUCUGUUAGGAGGUCAGCCUCUCAUCAUUCUCAGUUCUACUGGACCCAUCCUCAUAUUCGAGAAACUGCUCUACGAGUUCUGCAAGUCUAACACUAUAGACUACAUGGAGCUGCGUCUGUGGAUUGGUCUCCACUCCUGUCUGCAGUGUCUGAUCCUGGUCGCCACGGACGCCAGUUACAUCAUCAAAUAUAUCACCCGCUUCACCGAGGAGGGCUUCUCCAGCCUCAUCUCCUUCAUCUUCAUCUCGGACGCCAUCAAGAAGAUGGUGGGCUCCUUUAAGUACUACCCCAUCAACCGUGUCUUCAAGCCCGACUACGUUACCACAUACAGGUGUGAAUGUAUCGCACCUGACCAGGCUGCCGCGAUGGCUUUUAACGUUUCAGUUCCACUCGCGGACGAUAAUAUGACUGAUUUGUAUAACAUAACAGGUCUGGACUGGAGUCAGCUGAGUAAGAAGGAGUGUGUGAAGUAUGGCGGCGCCCUGCUGGGGAACGCGUGUAAGUACGUCCCAGACCUGGCCCUCAUAUCUUUUAUCCUGUUCUUCGGCACCUACUCCAUGACCGUCUCCCUCAAGAAGUUCAAGACUAGCCGCUACUUCCCCACCAAGCUGAGGAAACUGAUCAGUGAUUUCUCCAUCUUCAUGUCAAUCAUGACGUUUGUGGGUCUGGAUAUGCUUGUAGGGCUGGACACGCCCAAAUUAAUUGUACCCACAGAGUUUCAGCCGACACGUCCAGACCGUGGCUGGGUGGUGAUGCCGUUUGGUAAGAACCCGUGGUGGGUAUAUGUGGCCAGCGCCGUCCCUGCUCUCCUGGUCACCAUCCUCAUCUUCAUGGACCAACAGAUCAGCGCCGUCAUCGUCAACCGCAAAGAGAACAAACUCAAGAAAGGUUGUGGGUACCAUCUGGACCUGUUCUGGGUGGGUAUUCUGAUGGCAGUGUGUUCCUUCCUGGGCCUGCCCUGGUACGUGGCUGCAACUGUCAUCUCCAUCGCCCACAUCGACUCUCUGAAGAUGGAGAGUGAGUCCAGCGCCCCAGGAGAGCAGCCCCAGUUCCUGGGAGUCAGGGAGCAGAGGUUGACGGGUAUUCUGGUGUUUGUCUUAACUGGAGUUUCCAUCUUCCUAGCUCCUGUCCUUCAGUACAUCCCCAUGCCUGUUCUCUACGGUGUCUUCCUCUACAUGGGAGUAGCCUCACUCGCAGGAAUACAGUUCUGGGAGCGUAUCAAGCUGUACCUGAUGCCAGCCAAGCACCAGCCAGACUUCUCCUUCCUGCGUCACGUUCCUCUGAGGAGAGUCCAUCUCUUCACCCUGGUCCAGAUUAUCUGUCUGGCUGUCCUCUGGACCCUCAAGUCUACCGUAGCGGCCAUCAUCUUCCCUGUCAUGAUCCUGGGUCUGAUGGUGGUGCGUAAGAUGAUGGACCUGAUGUUCUCUCAACACGACCUGGCCUGGCUGGACGACAUCCUGCCGGAGAAAGACAAGAAGAAGGAGAAGGAUGGGAAGAAAAAGAAAGACCACAAAAGGACCAAAGCAGCAGAGCCGGAGAGCGACGAGGAGCCCAAGAGUCCCCUCCCUCCUCCAGUGAAGAUACCCAUGGACACCAUAGACCUGCCUUCAGCACCUGACCCCUCUGUAACCCCACCCACCCAGCCCCCCGUCUGACUGAGAAGAACGUUUACACUAGUGUAAAUCCAGAUGGAAGUCACCGGAUGCAUCCCCCCCGGCCCUGACGCACACACACCGACUGGGGACUACACUGCCAGAAUGUCCACACCUAUGACUACUGACACACACAUGUAAAAACACACAAGCACGCAUACAUCCACUUACUACUGCCAGCUAGACUACUGACAACUACUGUAUAAUCCCAGGCACAGCUAAUAACUAUUAGCAAACAUCCAUUUACUAUUAGCAUUCUUUACCACUGUUUUUACUUAAAAAUAAAAAAAACGUAAUACACACUGAAUUUCAUAUAAAUGUAUACAAAUAUUCUAUAAAAUGUAGAUAUGAUGUGAUAUUUAACAUGUAAACAUAUGUCUAUUACAUUCAGCUGGAUAGUAGUUAGUUAUUAUACUUUUAAACAUUGUACAAAUCACAGUACGGUCUGGGAGACAUACCCAGACACAUGAAUCACAUGCCGCUCGGAACCAUAAGUCUACUGUCCGAGGCUGUUGGAGCAUAGAUCGCGGUGUGUGGACUGAGGUUUCUUUUCCCUCAACAUAUUCUCUGAUCUCCAGCGCCUGCUUAAAACCACUGAAUGCUGUGUGUGUUUUUUCCUGCGCUAUCCUUUGGCCCUACUGUAGUUUGUGAGGGCCGACUGACAGUCGUUUAGAUACCAGAGCCCAUGCACCUGAAGCCAAUGCAGAAGUAGUUUUUUUGUGUGUGUUUGUUUUGAUGAUGUCUCCCGUGUGUAAUUUAUUCACUGUGUGCCAUGUGGUUUGUAGCAGGAACCUCUUGUACUAAUGUAACGACGACUCUGAAGGCACAGUUAGCAAAGGAAGGGCUAUAAUGUGACGGUAACCCAAUAUUAUAAUGCAGUGUUAUUCUGCAAAUUGACCACAAGAAGCCAUCAGAUUGCUAUCAAUUUGCAUGCCCCACAGACCACUGUCUUUUUCCCCUGGCACUGACUUUGCCGAUAAAUACAUUGUUGAGGGAAAAUGUACUUGAUACCAUUGUGAUGUGUUGUUGUCUCACCUACAGUAGUUAUCUUAAGAUGAACGAACUAAGUGUGAAACUAUGUUUGUGCGUGCUCGUGAGACUGUGAUUGUGUGAGCUCACGAGGGUGAGAGCGUGUGUGUAACCUGGGCUUGUUGCACCUGAAUGUGCCUCCCUCAGAGUCCCUCUGCACCUGAAGAUCUGCACUCUUGUCUCUAUUACUUAGGCAACUAAAUUGUACUGUAGGUUGACAGCACAUACAGUGGGGAGAACAAGUAUUUGAUACACUGCCGAUUUUGCAAGUUUUCCUACUUACAAAGCAUGUAGAGGUCUGUAAUUUUUAUCAUAGGUACACUUCAACUGUGAGAGACGGAAUCUAAAACAAAAAUCCAGAAAAUCACAUUGUAUGAAUUUUAAGUAAUUAAUUAGCAUUUUAUUGCAUGACAUAAGUAUUUGAUCACCUACAAACCAGUAAGAAUUCCGGCUCUCACAGACCUGUUAGUUUUUCUUUAAGAAUCCCUCCUGUUCUCCACUCAUUACCUGUAUUAACUGCACCUGUUUGAACUCGUUACCUGUAUAAAAGACACCUGUCCACACACUCAAUCAAACAGACUCAAACCUCUUCACAAUGGCCUCCGCAAUAAAAUGCAAAUUAAUUACUUAAAAAUCAUACAAUGUGAUUUUCUGGAUUUUUGUUUUAGAUUCCGUCUCAAUUCUAUGGCAACAGCUCUGGUGGAAAUUCCUGCAGUCAGCAUGACAAUUGCACGCUCUGUGGCAAUGUGUUGUGUGAUUAAACUGCACAUUUUAGAGUGGCCUUUUAUUGUCCCAAGCACAAGGUUAAUCUGUGUAAUGAUCAUGCUCUUUUGUCAGCUUCUUGAUAUGCCACACCUGUCAAGUUGAUGGAUUAUCUUGGCAAAGGAGAAAUGCUCACCCUAACAGCAUAACAGCAUCUAACAUCCAUAAACGAAUUUGUGCACAACAUUUUUUACAUGUUUUUUUUGUGUGGAUGGAAAAUUUCUGGGAUAUUUUAUUUCAGCUCAUGAAACGUUGGACAAACAAUUUACAUGUUGCAUUUACAUUUUUGUUCUGUGUGUGUGUCUCUGUCUCUCGCUCUCUUUUUUAUAUAUACAUGUAUUAUAAUAAUAAUGUUUUGGACAUAAAAUUAAAAGUCAAUUUAAAAAAUCAUCUGAAAGUGAUGAUAAUAAAAUAAGAUAAUCUGUUACCAAUUAUUCCCACGCAUAAAUAGAGGCAUAUGUGAUCGUAUCCCAAUGUAAUCAAGGUUUGAAAUUAUUCUGUUUUUGUCAAAUACUGUAUCUGUUUGAGCUUCUUGCGGUCAAUUUUCAGUGUACAAAUUAUGUAUAACUAUGUUCAACUACGUUCAAGAAAAAAUCGAAUCGCGGCUGAAUGUAAUUUGGAACCCCUGGUUUAUAGCAUUUAUUCGUUUUUUGUGUUCAGUGCAUUCACCUUUAUGAGUGUAUGUGUAUACAUUUCAGAGUUUAUUUACUUUGUAUUGUAAAGAUUUACAAACACAUGUUAAUAAAAUCUUGUCUGAA
Oncorhynchus nerka (sockeye salmon) is the source of this 6641-nucleotide messenger RNA. Its product is annotated as electrogenic sodium bicarbonate cotransporter 4-like. Gene Ontology annotation, cellular component: plasma membrane. Lineage: Eukaryota; Metazoa; Chordata; Actinopteri; Salmoniformes; Salmonidae. The coding region runs from base 985 to 4095 and encodes 1036 amino acids. The transcript has 25 exons. The record is from RefSeq and is a predicted model, not a curated record. Gene Ontology annotation, molecular function: monoatomic anion transmembrane transporter activity; solute:inorganic anion antiporter activity; sodium:bicarbonate symporter activity. Gene Ontology annotation, biological process: bicarbonate transport; transmembrane transport; monoatomic anion transport.